Molecule: messenger RNA, 521 nt
Organism: Oncorhynchus gorbuscha (pink salmon)
Lineage: Eukaryota; Metazoa; Chordata; Actinopteri; Salmoniformes; Salmonidae
Product: disintegrin and metalloproteinase domain-containing protein 9-like
Exons: 4
Coding region: 2-517 (171 amino acids)
Cellular component (GO): plasma membrane
Source: RefSeq, a predicted model, not a curated record
CAUGUGUGGGAAGGUACAGUGCACUAACGUAAACACCAACAACCCUCCUCCUGGAGGCUCGGUCAGUAACCAGAUCAUCGAUGGUUCUUCGUGUGUCAACGCAGACUUUAACCUGGGCUCUGAUGUUCUGGACCCUGCCUAUGUCAACCAGGGCAGCCCCUGCACCAAGGGGAAGGCCUGCCUUGACUUCCAGUGUGUGAAUGCCUCAGCUCUACUGUCUGUGGACCUCCACUGUGACGCCAACAACACAUGUAACGGCCGAGGGGUGUGUAACAACCAGGGGCACUGCCACUGUAAUGACGGCUGGGGACCUCCUGACUGUGCCAAGUCAGGGAGAGGGGGCAGUGUGGACAGCGGGCCUGCACAGAUAGAUUAUUCCCUGAGGGACGGCCUGCUGAUCUUCUUCCUCCUGGUGGUUCCCAUCCUGGUGCUGCUGGUGUUAGUGCUGCUCUAUGUGUUCAGAAGGGAUACCCUGGAAAGAUGCCUCAAAGGACCACGCUCCAGACGCUCUAGGUAAACAC